AUGGCUACCAUUGGGUUCUCUCAUAGUAAAUCAGAUCACUCUUUAUUCGUUUACAAGAAUGGUUCUGCUAUUGCUUAUAUUCUGUUAUAUGUGGAUGACAUUAUUCUUACAGCUUCUUCUGACCAUCUUCGUAAACAUAUUAUGGCUCUCUUGUCUUCUAAAUUUGCUAUGAAAGAUUUUGGUCACCUGAGUUUCUUCUUGGAUACUCUGUAUGAUGAUCUGACUAAGUAUCGUAGUCUUGUAGGUGCUCUUCAGUAUCUCACAUUCACUCGGCCAGACAUUUCAUAUGCCGUGCAGCAGUUCUGUCUUCAUAUGCACGCUCCGAUUAAUGAGCACAUGUGUGUCCUCAAGCGUAUUAUACGCUAUCUUUAG
Molecule: messenger RNA, 372 nt
Organism: Solanum dulcamara
Lineage: Eukaryota; Viridiplantae; Streptophyta; Magnoliopsida; Solanales; Solanaceae
Exons: 2
Coding region: 1-372 (123 amino acids)
Source: RefSeq, a predicted model, not a curated record